Sclerotinia sclerotiorum 1980 UF-70 is the source of this 1584-nucleotide messenger RNA. RefSeq lists its product as hypothetical. The coding region runs from base 1 to 1584 and encodes 527 amino acids. The transcript has 2 exons. Gene Ontology annotation, cellular component: mitochondrial inner membrane. Gene Ontology annotation, biological process: mitochondrion organization; lipid homeostasis. The record is from RefSeq and is a predicted model, not a curated record. Lineage: Eukaryota; Fungi; Ascomycota; Leotiomycetes; Helotiales; Sclerotiniaceae.
AUGAAGGGAUUCAAUUUCGCAUCGGCGUGGGCGAGGUCGAGACCGAGUACGAAGGCGAUCCCCUGGACUUGUGGGAGAUGUAUUCAGAGAGAAAGGAAGACGUCUUGGGUGCAGAAUGCGGCGUACUCGACGGGAAAGAGGGGAGGGAAUGGUUAUGGUUAUGGUUAUGGAAAUGGUUAUCAGCAGAAUCGAAGGGGAAAUAAGGUUAUCAUGGCUUCUGCCGUCGGAGGCAUUGCUGCGACUGGACUUGCUUUCACGGAUGAUGUAAGGCAUGCGUAUGAAGCGGUUGAGAGGACGGGGAGAGUGAGUGCUAUGAAUUACCUUCUGCCUUUAGAAUGGACAACGACGUUUAUACCUUUGCAGGACAAAUGUCCUGUUUCAUCAAUGGAGUCGAUAGAGAAUAUGUUUAAGAUGGAUACAGGCGAACAACUUUCGGAUUACUUCUCAGAAUUCGCACCUCAACCGAUAGGGGCAGCAUCGCUAGCCCAGGUACAUCUGGCGACUGUCAAGGAAUCAGGACAAAAGGUUGCUGUUAAGGUGCAACAUCCAAAUUUGGCGGAAUGGGCAGCUCUUGAUCUAGCAUUAACUAGUUUUACAUUCUCGACAUUGAAGAAAUUCUUCCCGGAAUAUGAUCUAGAAUGGUUAUCAUCGGAAAUGGAAGUUUCUUUGCCAAUCGAACUGGACUUUACUGAGGAAGGGAAAAAUGCUUUGCGGGCAAAAGACUAUUUCUCACGGAUACCGGAAUUACCGUUGAUUAUACCUGAUGUUUUAUGGGCAAAGAAACGCAUAUUGGUUAUGGAGAAUGUAGCUGGACAUCGUCUAGAUGACCUAGAAUUUCUCGAUUCUAAUGGUAUUGAUCGUGACGAGGUCUCCGCUGCUCUCGCUCAUAUUUUUAACGAAAUGAUCUUCGGAAAGGAUGCCCCUCUACACUGUGAUCCACAUGGGGGUAAUCUCGCUAUACGCAAAAAUGACAAUCGACGUGGCGCCAAUUUCGAUGUAAUCCUCUACGACCACGGUCUCUACCGUGAUAUUCCUCUCGGACUUCGACGCUCAUAUGCAAAACUCUGGCUGGCGGUAAUUGACGCUAAUGAACCCCGCAUGCGCAAAUACGCUAAAGAGGUAGCUGGUAUAACGGAUGAACAAUUCCCCCUAUUCGCCUCGGCUAUAACGGGCCGCGAUUACACCAUUCUAACAAAAGAUGUAGCUCUUCAGCGAUCGGAAGAAGAGAAGAAACAUAUUAAUGAAGCAUUGGGUGAAGGGAUGCUUCAACAACUUGUGCAAAUGCUAGGACAGGUUCCGAGGAUUAUUCUGUUAAUAUUGAAGACAAAUGACUUGACGAGAAGCUUGGACGAGAAUUUACAUACGCGACAGGGGCCUGUGAGAACAUUCUUGAUCUUGGCCCGAUAUUGUUCGAGAACGGUAUUUCAGGAACAAAUGGAGGAUAUUAGGGCGAGGGGCAGUCUUUUAUGGCCAGCCAAUGGUUUUAGGUUGUUGGUAGCAUGGUUGGGAUAUGUAAGGGUGGAGUUAAAGCUAGAGGCUUUUGAGGUUUGGCUGAGAGCUAAAAGAUUAAUGGGUCAAGCGUAA